UUCAUAAGGUGAGGUCAGCAGAAUGCUGCGCAGCUGUGUGCGGUUUGAGAGAAAACGCUUCAUUUAAAAAAAAUGAUGCGUCAUGCUUCGCUCUCUGCAAUCAUUAGUCAGCAGAACGCACACAUUUAGCUGUGGCAGUCAUCUGACUGUGUGACCGGACGUAGGGAGACUUUCUGCUCUCAGAAAACACUCGUCCUUCUUCACCUCGGUCCAGUUCUGGUCUGAGAGGUGUUCGUGUCACGAUGGGGAUCAACAGGACAUACGUUAGCAUCGCCUACGCCUCGUGCGGGAUAAUCAUAGGCUGCUCUGCCUUCCUGGUGUGGAACUUCGUGUACAGACAGCCGUGGACCGGAGCCAUGGGGGGUCUGUCAGGUGUGUUGGCCCUGUGGAACCUGAUCACACACAUCAUGUACCUGCAGGACAUCUGGAGGACCUGGCUAAGAGGCCUCAGGRUCUUCAUCGUCACGGGGCUUUUCUUCUCUCUGCUGGCAGUCGUGGCCUUCAUCACGUUCCUGACCAUCGCCAUCAAAAACAAGGAGUCUCUGACCCCACAGAGUUUCUACCUGUCCAGCGUGUGGAGCUUCAUGAGCUUCAAGUGGUCCAGCCUGCUCACCCUCUCAGCUAACCGCUACCGCAAGGAGUUCGCCGACAUCGGCAUCCUGGGUAACUUUUGAACGCACUUUAUAACGCCCACACCUUCCUCUGACUGCGCUGAGCGUUGGUGUGGGAAGAACCGGAGGAGAGGUGCACCUCCUCUGGUCCUUUUAAUAUGAACAGUUUGUUUCCGGUCCACUGUCUCCUCUUCAUGAGUCUCAGUUUUCUUCUUUUGUGUCAUUCAGUUAUUUUACUGCCCAAAUGAUCUCAUAACAAAUUACAACAUGGUGAUUUUUUUUCUCUUUCUGACUCAGGGGUGGUUUUAGGGUCAGGGCCUGAGGGGCUGUGGCCCCACUAAAAUCCAAUUGACCCCUGACUCGCCCCUGACCUGUUACUGAUGGCUUCACUCUUUACAGAUGAGUGACAUUACAAACCAUGAGGCUGCAGCGGCGGGGGGCACUUAGAUUUUUGUAAUCCUUUAGCUUCACAACAAGCUUUAAAUUGAAUUUGACCUGGUGCUUUUGUAUCUUUAUAUUUGUGGCCCCAAUAACCCCGGACUUAUCAUUCAGRGCAUUCUUCAGUUGCAGCACUGCACCUCCACCACUAGAGGCCACUGUUCAUUCAGUAAUAAUUGGCAACAUUAUUGCACAUUUGAGACACACAUGUUGCACUUCUUCACCAUAUGUUGCACCUCCAGUGAUCAACCAAGGAAGCCUGCAGUGAAGACAGUUCAUUAAGUUUAAUUCACAUCCCUGCACCGUCCACACACUGCAGCUCACCUUAAAUCCUGCAAAAUGAAGGCUUUUUUAUCAGCCCCAGAAAAUCACCACAGGUCCCUGUUCUCUGUAUUCCUGAAAUAGGACUGGGGGGGGGGGUUUUAAAAAAAGUUAAAGGAUUUUUGUAGUUUUUUUUUUUUUGUGACAAAAACAGCCCAAAUAGGUGCUUUAAUUGAGCUGUGAAACCACAUGCUGAAGUAUUAUUUUUUGUUGUUUUUGUACACAUCCUGUUACUGUCUGAUUAGUUAAUUUCUUGUCUUUAAAGAUCUGUUUGUAGUAAUUUGUCUCUGCAUUAGUGAAGGGCUUCGGCUCCGUGCAUCACUCGACUGAUCGUAGUGGUGUUUGAACCCAUGUGACUCAGAAUAUUGUUAAUAAAAAUAUUUUUUAACAUC
Molecule: messenger RNA, 1762 nt
Organism: Austrofundulus limnaeus
Lineage: Eukaryota; Metazoa; Chordata; Actinopteri; Cyprinodontiformes; Rivulidae
Product: heme transporter hrg1-A
Exons: 3
Coding region: 243-674 (143 amino acids)
Biological process (GO): heme transport
Cellular component (GO): plasma membrane; lysosomal membrane
Molecular function (GO): heme transmembrane transporter activity; heme binding
Source: RefSeq, a predicted model, not a curated record